AUGAAAACUGAUAUAAAUGACAAGCCUGAGGUGAGCUUGGAGGCUCUAGCCGACCUUCAAGUUCCUCGUGAUAUUUCCAUCUCUCCCGACGGGACCCAGAUUGCCUAUGCACUGCGAGCUUACAGCAAGAAGGGCGAACAUGUCACCUCCUCAAUCUGGAUCGCCAAAGUUGGCGAAGAAAACAGCAGUCGCCAACUUACUCCGGGUUUAUUCAAUGAUGAACAGCCCCACUGGUCUCCAGCGGGAAUGAUAGUUGCCUUCAAAUCGGAUCGACAUCGGCCAGGGCAAAGUUCUGCCAUAUAUCUGUUGUCAAUCAAUGGUGGCGAAGCAUACCCCGUAACGCCGGUGGAUUUUGAGAAGCCAAUUGUGGCCUUUCAAUGGGAUUCUACCGGCACAAGUAUCGCAUUUACGAGCGCGGAUGAGAAGACAACCGAGCAGGUUGCAAAGGAGAAAGCAAAAGACGAGCCGACAAUUUGGGGCCAGGACCAGGAAUACCACCAUCUGAGAACUGUUGAUGUAGCAAGAAGGCAAAUUGACACCAUCGUUGGUGGCAACAGACACGUGCAUGACUUCACUUGGAGCCCUGACUCACGAGAGAUUUGCUUUGUUGCACAUAAAGACCCAGAUAUCAACUCUCCUUGGCUUUACGGUACAGAGAUCUGGCUGACAUCUAAGUCCGGACUGGAGCCGAAGAAAAUCGUCGAAUUUCCCGGAAUGAUCAGCCAGAUCGCAUGGGGAGACUGUGGUGUUUACUUCAUUGCUGGUCAUGUCCCAACUCACAUCUUAACCUCCCUUUCGUUGUACGAACUUGAUAUUAAAAACAGCUCAUAUGCAGAGCAUAUAAAUGGCGAUGAGGAGCACUGUUGCAUCACAAUUCGGAAGAAUCUAUCUUGCCUAUCUUACCGUGUCCAGAGGUACCUGGCUGACGAGUUCUACUCGAUCAGUGAUGGCACUCGUACGAAGGUCUAUGGCGAUGAGUGUGAGAUGAUCUCAUUUGACUUCCUCAAGACUCCGGAUAAUGCUAUCGUUGCGAUCACGAAGGGUGAUGGGUCAAAUCCCGAGGAGGUCUUUUCCGUCUCAGAGCCUGCGGGUACAGUCAGAUUGUCCGCUCACAAUUCCUCGAUCGCCGCCCUGAAAAUAUCCAAGUCGUGGUCAAUUUCAACUCGCGCGGCAGAUGGAUACUAUCUCGACGGAAUGAUAUAUGUUCCCUCCACAUACAACCCUGAGGAUGGGCCACUCGCAACGAUUCUCAUUCCGCACGGAGGGCCAUACUGGCGGAUUACCAAAGGUUUUGCUGUCUGCCAUUGUCUUGAGGCUCCGGUAUUAGUCUCAAUGGGCUAUGCCGUUCUUUGCCCCAACUACCGUGGUGGGAGCAGUAGGGGUGAAAGACAUGCGGCUUACGCUCAUGGAGGGGCUGGAACAGUCGACUACACGGACUGUAUUGACGUCCUGCGAUACAGUAUCGCCAAGGGUUGGGUAGACCCUUCACGUGUGGCAAUCGGUGGUUGGUCGCAGGGAGGAUUUCUAUCUUAUUUUGGAGUCACCCGCGAGGAUUUUCAAUUCAGAGGAGCCAUAUGUGGGGCAGGCAUAUCAGAAUGGACCUCUAUGGCGAUGAUGAGCGAUGCAUAUACGAUGCAAGCUGAAAUGGUCGGCGGUGCUCCAUGGGAUGUGGAUAAGAGCUUAAAGCCCGGGGAAGACUCGACAAGCCUCGAGAAGCAAUGGAUUGGUAACGCAGAUGGUCGCAAGGCAAGUGCAUUAUGGCACAUGCGUCAUGUGAAGACACCCAUCCUGAUUCUUCAUGGCGAGAACGACGUGCGUGUGCCCUUAGAGCAGGCCAUCGCAUUCUACCGUGCGUGUGUUCACAACAACGUGCCUGUCGACAUGGUGACUUAUCCUCGAGAGGGUCACUUCAUCAGUGAAAGAAGACAUCUACUCGAUAUGUGGGAGCGCAUGAGGAAAUUUUGUUAUCUGAACUUACAGUAA
Penicillium samsonianum is the source of this 1983-nucleotide messenger RNA. Its product is annotated as alpha/beta-hydrolase. NCBI's taxonomy places the organism in Eukaryota, Fungi, Ascomycota, Eurotiomycetes, Eurotiales, Aspergillaceae. The record is from RefSeq and is a predicted model, not a curated record. The coding region runs from base 1 to 1983 and encodes 660 amino acids. Gene Ontology annotation, biological process: proteolysis. The transcript has a single exon. Gene Ontology annotation, molecular function: serine-type endopeptidase activity.